AUUAACGUCAAUGGCCCGGCGGGCCUUGAACAUUAAAAAUAGCUCAAGCGCAGGAAGGAUGUGGUUUUAGUUCGUCCAAAUGCGUUCCUCACAGUUGUUUGUUCCUAAGCAACAGAGGCGCCUCGCGCGUGCGUCAUUUCCUCCAAAGCGCCUGUGUUGGUAUCUCACUACGGACUCAGUAGUAGCGACAAGAAAUCCGAGCGAGACGCACUGACCACGCGCGCACCUUCUCCUAGCGCCUCUGCCAAACUUCAAACCUUUUGUUUAGCUUUUUUCUCCGCGAAGGACGCCUUUCACCACCCGGUUCUCAGCGUGCAUCGUGUUACCCAAAGGAUUAAAGUCACUAUUAAGGACGUCAAAUCCUCGCGGGACUUAAUUCGGGUUUGUUGUUUGCCUCUGGAAAGAACUGUUGACUUUUCCCCACUAUAAGUGGCAUUCAAAGUGAUUACAAAACAAAUUUUAUUAAAAACGAAAAUUUUGGGAACUGUACUGCACUAAUUAGUUUCUCGUGCUGUUAUCUUGAGCGCGCGCUCACUCGCUCGCAAACGAAGCCUUGACUCGGCAUGGCUGGACUCACCACGGGUUUAACGCACGAAUCGCGAUGCAUUUCUGUUUUUAGAAAGAGAAAGUGACCGUGCUCCGUUCCUAAUGCCUGAUGUGAAAUCCCCCUGUGGUUUCCAGGUGUCUGAGAAUGAGCACGGAUCUGGAGCGCGCUUCCCUCAAGUCGGGCGCGAACUCGCUGGGCUCCGGUGGCCGCACACUCUCCGUUAACGUCAAGAAGUUGCACAACGCGCUCAACGUGCUGCUCAACGACUUCGAGAGGGAGCAGUUUAUCCACUGUCUUAACGUUUACCACGCCAAGCGCAAUGUCUUCGAUCUCGUGCAGACUCUCAAAGUCAUUCUCAACACCCCCCACAAGCGCCAACUGUUACCCAUGCUGCGCCUGGUCAUUCCCCGCUCGGACCAGCUGCUGUUCGACCAGUACACAUCAGAAGGGCUUUAUCUGAAAACGGAUUUGCUGGCGGCUAGUGUCAAACAUGAGUGCUCGGAAGACCUCAGCAGCACGAACGCGCACGCAGGAGCUUCCUCGGUGCACUUUGCGCCUCAGUCUGAUCAGGCCGGUCCCAGCCACGGCUCUCUGCGCCCGGCUUCUGUUUUCAGCACCUCUGCUGAAGGGACAGCGCCCGCACUCAUGCUGGAAGCGCCGAGCGAAAUCCGCCAGGUGACCCUGAAACGAAGCAAGAGUCACGAAGGCCUGGGAUUCAGCAUUCGGGGUGGGUCGGAACAUGGAGUUGGCAUCUAUGUGUCCUUAGUGGAGCCAGGGUCGUCCGCUGAGAGAGAGGGGCUGAGAGUUGGAGACCAGAUCAUGAAAGUCAACAACGUGGUGUUUGAUCGAGUCACUCAUGGAGAGGCAGUCAAGGUCUUGAAGGGCUCGAAGAAGCUGUCGAUGUCAGUCUGUUCGAUGGGGCGGAUCCCAGGUGGUUAUGUGACCAAUCACGUGUACACAUGGGUAGACCCUCAGGGCCGCAGUGUGUCUCCUCCUCCAGACCUGGUGGAGCAGCACAGCUUAGGGGGAAGACUCUCGGACCUCCACACAAACACUGAGAAAAAGGUGAAUAUCUCACUGGAUGAUGGCCGAUCUUUGGGUCUGAUGAUCCGAGGUGGUGCUGAAUACGCUCUGGGCAUUUAUAUUACUGGAGUGGACCGAGGCUCUGCUGCCGAGUACAGCGGACUGAAGGUAGGGGAUCAGAUUUUGGAAGUGAAUGGACGUAACUUCCGGAGCAUCUGUCAUGAUGAGGCCGUUCAGAUCUUGAAAAAUUCACGCCACAUGCUGAUGACCAUAAAGGACGUGGGCCGACUGCCUCAUGCUCGCACUGUGGUGGAUGAGACCAAAUGGAUCCCCAGCGCGCAGAUCGCUGAGAGCUCAGCCAACAGCAACAGCCAGAGUAUUCUGUCUGUUGAUGUCGGAACAGGAAGUUUAGGGAAGUCAGUGUGUUGUAAAGGUGUCAUGCCAGCAGUCGGAGCGGUGCGCGCCGGAGCGUGGAGCUCUCUGGAGGAACAGGCGUUCAUGCUUCUGACAGAGACGGAGAGACAGACCAUGAGUUAUUACAUUCAGGAGUACCAGCGCGCACACAUUGGAGUAGAGCCUCUGGCCAUGGCCCUGUUUGAACUCUUCAACACACAUGCAAAGCUGUCAUUGCUGGCUGAGGUGCGAACUCUGGUCGCUCCGCAGGAUCUGGAGCGCUUCGAUGGGCAGGUGCUACUUCGGGAGAUGGAGGCGUGGAGAGCUCGACACGGAGGACAAGGGCUCCUCCACCCGGACUCCAUCUGCAUCACUCAACCAGAGGGCCUUGUUCCUUCUCCUGCCUGCCAGAUGAACACUGCAGGCUCCGGCUACAGCAAGAGUGAGUGCAGAUUAGAUGGGAGUUUGAUGCCACUCGAGACUCUGAAUUCUCUUCCCGACGUUGCUCUGGACAAGGUGCAGGUGUCAUCCGAGUCGCCACCGUCAUUCAAGCCUCCGCCUCCACCGAUAAGACACGCCAGCCCUAAGACUCAAACCAAACGGCCUUCGUCCAAACUGUCCCAAACCAACCUGUUCUUUACCGCCCCCUUCAGGCGGCAUCAGGAAAACCACACUCUCAAUCACUCUCAUUUGUCCUGUUCUUCUCACACGUCCCCGUGCACCAUCCACCACACCACCUCCCCCUGUUCCAUCAGCCACACUCCUCCACCCUGCUCCCACCAUCAUAGCUCUCCACGAACAUCGUCAUAUCACUCCAGCCCUUCCUCUGGCCGAGAUCUGGUUCAGUUCCUGAUGAACAGGCAGGCAGGGACGCUCUCCCCACACCCUGAGUCUCCAAAUCGCUCUCGAGACGGCACACCGAUGAUCUCUCCCCGCUCCUCUCCUUCCCUUUCGCCUUCACUUCUGAUGCCCGCACCGCCCCCCUGCAGCCCAGAGAGGCUAGACGGCUCUCCCUCUACACACAGCUGCGGCCCACAGCAUGCUGAGCCCGAGACAACAGAGGACAGACCACAACCCCAGCUGAGAGGAGCCACGCUGUCGCAGCUGUCAGACAGUGGACAGACUCUAAGUGAGGACAGUGGAGUGGAUAUCGCUGAGGCUGGAGGGUUGAGUAAGGACAGCAGCCCGAGACCUGGAAAACCCCCCUUUCAGCAGUUCAUGGGGGACACUCGCAGAGCUGAAGGGCUCGCACAGGCAACCGCUAAACAGAUGGGAAUGAUGGAGCCUAUACUUGUACGGGUGCCCAAGUGUGCCAGUACACUGGGCAUUGCUGUUGAAGGGGGUGCCAACACCAGACAGCCUCUGCCGCGCAUUGCGACAAUACAGAAGGGGGGCUCUGUGCAUCUGUGUGGACAGUUACGGGUGGGACAGGUGAUUCUGGAGGUGAACGGUGUCUCGCUUAAAGGCAUGGAGCACCGGGAUGCCACUCGGCUCAUUGCAGAGGCAUUUAAGACCAAAGACAAGGACCAUGUGGACUUUUUGAUCAUGGAGUUCAACUCUGCUCUGUAGAUGUUAUCCCUGGAGAGUUCUGAUUGCAGAGACCUUGCACUUUACGUCACGUCCGCACAGAGGAGCCCAUGAGUCACGCUUGUCAUUUCUAAUGAGUCACAAUUAGCUUUGAGUCAAAUCGCUGCAAAACGCCCACCUGAAGCCUGUGUUCACGCUAUAACAGCAGCAAACAGACAGCACUCGCUCACUGCAAACACCUGCUGUGCUCCAGAGGAGGAUCUGCAAAGCCAGGGCUGAGGGCCAGAUGAUUGAUAGGACGAGAUCAGGGUCAUGUCAACUUUGGCAAAUCUGUGUCACUUUGUUUACAGUCUGUUUAAUGAACUAUAUAUACAGUUGAAGUCAAAAUGAUUAGCCCUCAUGAGUUUUUUUAAUCUAUUUCAAAUA
Molecule: messenger RNA, 3916 nt
Organism: Danio rerio (zebrafish)
Lineage: Eukaryota; Metazoa; Chordata; Actinopteri; Cypriniformes; Danionidae
Source: RefSeq, a predicted model, not a curated record